Molecule: messenger RNA, 1537 nt
Organism: Raphanus sativus (radish)
Lineage: Eukaryota; Viridiplantae; Streptophyta; Magnoliopsida; Brassicales; Brassicaceae
Product: protein IQ-DOMAIN 8
Exons: 5
Coding region: 161-1399 (412 amino acids)
Molecular function (GO): protein binding
Source: RefSeq, a predicted model, not a curated record
UUCUUUUAACAUCCCAAACCUUUUUUUUCUGUCUACAUCAUUCACACAGGCCACCAAAGUUAGAACCUUUCUCUCUCUCUUUCUUCAUCUUCUUCUCCCUCACACACAGCAUCUGAUUCCAAAACCUGUGAAAGUCUCAAACUUUAUAACAGAUCUGCAGAUGGGUGGCUCUGGAAACUGGAUUAAGUCUCUGAUCUCUAACAAGAAACCCAUCGCUGAUGAUCAUCAGUUAGGUGAUAAGAACAGCAAGAAGAAGUGGAAGCUCUGGAGGACUUCAUCGGAGAGUUUCAUCUCUUCCUCAAAGGGUUUCAAGAGCCGUGCUGGUAGCUACGGCACUCCUUCUCUUGGCUCGGAUCCACCGUCUUUCUCAGCAGACGAUUCUUUCGCCGCGUCUGUUGCUGCUGUUAUCAGAGCUCCACCUAAAGACUUCUUCCUUGUCAAACGUGAAUGGGCUGCUACUCGGAUCCAAGCUUCUUUUCGAGCUUUCCUGGCAAGACAGGCGCUGAGAGCUUUGAGAGCGGUGGUGAGGAUUCAGGCGAUAUUCCGUGGUAGGCAAGUCAGGAAACAAGCAGAUGUGACAUUGAGGUGUAUGCAAGCUCUUGUUCGAGUCCAAGCUCGUGUAAGAUCUCACUGUAACAGGGCUCCUUCUUCAGAUGGACAGGAGCUGCAGAAACCAUCUGAAGUAAAGGAUGAUCCUGCUAAGCAAGCUGAGAAGGGUUGGUGUGAUAGCCCUGGAAGUGUGAAUGAAGUGAGAACAAAGCUACAGAUGAGGCAAGAAGGAGCUAUCAAGAGGGAGAGAGCUAUGGUGUAUGCACUCACACACCAGCCAAGGACGUGUCCAAGCCCUAACGUUAAGGUGAACAAACAAGGGAGUGUUAAGAAGAAUAAUUGGUCAUGCAAGAGUAGCAGUCCAGGUUGGAACUGGCUUGACAGGUGGGUUGCGGAUAGGCCAUGGGAAGGACGGUUGAUGGAAGGUCCUGCAAACUCGUUAGAGAAUGCAAGGAAAAGUGAGAGCAGUGUGUCUGAACAUGACACGGUUCAGGUCAGGAAGAACAGUCUCACAACCAGAGUUUUGGCUAGACCUCCUCCAAUGUCAUCCUCAGCUACGAGUUCCGAGACUUCUUCCACAUCUCAGUCCCCGGUUCCCUUCUCAGGAAGCUUCCUUGAGGAAGGAGGGUAUUACAGAAAGCCAAGCUACAUGAGCCUGACGCAAUCCAUCAAAGCUAAGCAGAGACGAUCAGGUUCUUCUUCAUCGUCAUGUUCCAAAACACCGUUUGAGAAGAAACAGUCUAUGUCUUACAAUGGAGAUGUGGAUGCAAAGCGUAGUGCAGGUUCGGAUCUAUAUCCACCGGCUCAAGUAACAGGGAGGCAUAUGUGGGCAAAGAGCCAGAGAGGCUAAGAAGUUUUCUUCAGGCAUUUCAACAGCUUGUUGGUCCCACGAAACACAUAGAGACACGGGUUAUAGAUAAAGAGGCCAUUUCUGUGUAUCUUUUAGAUAUGAUUGUCAAGGAGUUAGUUUGAAGACUGCAUGGACCAU